Daphnia carinata is the source of this 829-nucleotide messenger RNA. Its product is annotated as homeobox protein MOX-1-like. The transcript is spliced from 2 exons. Gene Ontology annotation, cellular component: nucleus. The record is from RefSeq and is a predicted model, not a curated record. Gene Ontology annotation, molecular function: RNA polymerase II cis-regulatory region sequence-specific DNA binding; DNA-binding transcription factor activity, RNA polymerase II-specific. Lineage: Eukaryota; Metazoa; Arthropoda; Branchiopoda; Diplostraca; Daphniidae. Bases 146 to 829 code for a protein of 227 amino acids. Gene Ontology annotation, biological process: positive regulation of transcription by RNA polymerase II.
GAUGAAGAUGUCUAGUUGUUUAGGCCAUUCGUUCCACAGUCGAUAUUUGACGGUGGACUCGAGUUGUUGGUAACAGCCCAACUUUUCACCUACGCUAACCAUCCCUUUUUUUAAAUCUUAAAGCGCUCUACAAGUUGAAUUUGAGAUGAGUCUUUAUUACUCACCUACCCAGCCUCGGCAACCUCACAACAGCUACAAUAACAUCACAGAUCCGGGAACGAGUUUCAGGCUUACCUGCGUCAAUGUGAAUCAUGUUACGUACAAUUAUCUCAUGGACAACGCAACGCCCAAUACAACAGACAGUGCCGCAUACAAUUAUGCACACGGGUGCGGAGGAUCCUUACCUUGUUAUCAAAGUCUAACAUCUACGCUACAACAGUCUCACGAUGAUUCCGUUUGCGGAGUAACAGGAACUAGACCUUUUUCCUUGCCGUCGUCCUGCGAGUCGCCUAUGUCACUUCCUGCCUUUUCCCCACCGACUAAUCAGUCCUUUAUUGGACAUCACAAUCACUAUCAACAACAGCCAUGUUCGGGUAUUAACUUGUUCCACGACGAUGUGCCUCCAAUCACGUCAACCAUCUCAUCUGCUAUUGAAGAUUUCAACUUGGAUGAGGAUUUUUCGCUCGAUCUAGCGGGAGCUGCCAGCUCAGAAGAUGAAUCAAGUAACGGGGAUCCAACUUCAAAUAAACCAAGAAAAGAGCGCACUGCUUUCACAAAACAGCAGAUACGCGAGCUGGAGAAUGAAUUCGCCCAUUCCAAUUAUUUGACGCGACUACGUCGUUACGAAAUCGCUGUUGCCCUCGACCUUACAGAACGGCAGGCAAGUUAA